GCGCCGCCUCUCCUUGGGCCCCUUCUCUCCUCCUUUCCCCUCCCAGCCGUUGUUGGCCCAGCCAGAUACUGCGUAGCAAUCACCGAUUCUCCAUCACCAAUUUGACCGGCGUCCCCGAGGCCGCGGGCUCCCGUAGGCUCCCCGUGGCCCAGAGUUAUAGUCGGGACACCCCGGUCGCGGGUAAUUGUCGGGUCUCCACGGGCCCGGGUCGCUGGGGCGGAUCAGGUCCCCGCGCCUUCUCGGGGCUCCCCGCAAAGUCGCAGGCGAGAUGAACAUUCUGGCUCCGGUGCGGAGGGACCGCGUCCUGGCGGAGCUGCCCCAGUGCCUGAGGAAGGAGGCCGCUUUGCACGUGCGCAAAGACUUCCACCCCCGCGUCAUCUGCGCCUGCCAGGAGCAGAGGACAGGCACGGUGGGAUUUAAGAUCUCCAAAGUCAUUGUGGUGGGGGACCUGUCAGUGGGGAAGACUUGUCUCAUCAACAGGUUCUGCAAAGACACUUUUGAUAAGAAUUACAAGGCCACCAUUGGAGUGGACUUUGAGAUGGAACGAUUUGAGGUGUUGGGCAUCCCCUUCAGUCUGCAGCUCUGGGAUACUGCUGGACAGGAGAGGUUCAAGUGCAUUGCAUCAACCUAUUACCGAGGAGCUCAAGCCAUCAUCAUUGUCUUCAACCUGAAUGAUGUGGCCUCCUUGGAACAUACCAAACAGUGGCUAGCCGAUGCCCUCAAGGAGAACGACCCGUCCAGUGUGCUGCUCUUCCUUGUGGGUUCCAAGAAGGACUUGAGUACUCCCGCUCAGUAUGUGCUGAUGGAGAAAGACGCACUCAAGGUGGCCCAAGAGAUGAAGGCUGAGUACUGGGCGGUCUCAUCUCUCACUGGUGAAAAUGUCCGGGAAUUCUUCUUCCGUGUGGCAGCGCUGACCUUUGAGGCCAACGUGCUGGCUGAGCUAGAGAAAUCAGGGGCCCGGCGCAUUGGGGAUGUUGUCCGCAUCCACAGUGAUGACAGCAACCUCUACCUAACUGCCAGCAAGAAGAAACCAACGUGUUGCCCAUGAGCGGUAAGGGGACUGUCCAGCACCUGCCCAGCCCUGGGGCACUGUGCCACCCUGACUCUCCUAGAGCUCAACCCUGGACAUUUGCACUGAUUGUUUUUCCAGACCAAAGAGCUGCCUCUUGAUGGCAGUACCCGUGGAGGGGUAACAGGGACCAUGCUAGUUGCUCCCUGCCCUGGGCACCAUGCCAAAGACUAGAUGUCCUCCUCUUCCGGGGGCUCUCCAGGGUGCCCAGCAGUGGGGAGGUAAUCCCUGCUGCUUUUGCUUAGCCUGAUGGAUCCUUUGGAGUAGGAGGAUGCUUAAUGAUCCCAGCCUCACACUGUGCCUUAUGCAUUAAAAUCUCUGUUUUUAGCA
Molecule: messenger RNA, 1399 nt
Organism: Mustela lutreola (European mink)
Lineage: Eukaryota; Metazoa; Chordata; Mammalia; Carnivora; Mustelidae
Gene: RAB34
Product: RAB34, member RAS oncogene family
Exons: 11
Coding region: 269-1048 (259 amino acids)
Biological process (GO): phagosome-lysosome fusion; endocytosis
Molecular function (GO): GTP binding; GTPase activity
Source: RefSeq, a predicted model, not a curated record